UAGUUGCACGACGUGAAUGAAUGCUUGACACACUAACCUCGACUGUAUACAUGAACGGUAAUCGAUCUAGGCAAACUGUACGCUCGAAGUGCAGUCAAAGGAGAGCGUCUGAGGUGGUAGUGUGUGUUUUACGUACAUUAUAAAUAUCUAAAAUGGUUAUACGAGUUGGUGUAAUUGGGUGUGGAGCAGCCGGGUUGGCAGCGUUGCGCCACCUAGCGGCCAGACCAAGCACGUUCCAGGGUGUCGGGUUCGAAACCUCAACCGGUGUAGGCGGAACAUGGAGAUAUACGGAUAAAGUUGGCAUCGAUACAAACGGGUUGCCGGUUCAAACAAGCAUGUACAAAAAUCUCAGAACGAACAUACCAAAAGAGGUGAUGGGGUUUCCCGGAUAUCCGUUCCCUAGUGACCUGCCGUCAUUUCCGGAACAUAAAGAUGUAUUAAAGUACUUGAAGGACUAUUCAGAUCACUACGAUCUCGAGAAGUACAUCAAGUUUAGUACGAAAGUUGACAGUGUGGCGCCGCUUUCCUUCGACAAUAAAACAGCUUGGAAGGUGUCCUACUCUUCCGUUGGCUGUCCUUCACAAUCUGAGAAUUCGAUCUUUGACGCAAUCAUAGUCUGUAAUGGACAUUAUUCCGUUCCUCUUGUACCUACACUUGAAGGGAUGGAAGACUUUAAGGGAACCAUAGUUCACAGUCAUGAUUACCGGGUACCAGACCCUUUCAAAGAUAAGGUUGUCGUCUGCCUUGGAGGAGCGGCGUCCGGCCAGGAUAUUUGUCUCGAUAUUGCAACGCAAGCAAAACAGGUUACUAUAAGCCACAAUAAGCCCAGGAUUGAGUCAACAUUACCAUACAAUGUCGACCAAAAGCCAGGCAUCGCCAAACUUAAAGCCAAUUCUGUCGUCUUUAAAAAUGGCGAGGAACAACAAGCGGACAUCCUACUUUUAUGUACCGGGUACAGAUACAAUUUCCCUUUCCUCACGGAAGAAUGCGGUCUGAAAAUUGUAGAGGAACGAAUCACCCCACUUUAUAAGCAUAUCAUUCACUCGAAAUUCCAUACGUUGUCUUUUAUCGGCAUGUGCAAAAUUAUAUGUCCGUUUCCCCAGUUUGAUAAUCAAGUAAAAUUUGUUCUGUCAUCACUGGAUGGUACACAGAAAUUACCAAGCACUGAAGAGAUGGAACACGACAUCGAUUCUGAUUACAAAAACAGGCUGAGUGAAGGUCUUCCUCACAGAUACGCACAUUUUAUGGGACCACGUCAAUGGGCAUACAACGAUACUCUAGCCGAGUUAGCUGGUUUUGACCCGAUUCCAAAGGCAAUACAGAAUCUAUACGACGAAGUGCAUAGAACACGUGUCAAAGAUUUGCAAAAUUAUAAGCAAAAACAAUAUCGCAUCGUUGGAGAAUCCAAUUAUGAGAUUGUUCAAGCGUAAACGCUGAUGCCAUAACUACAUUUGUUACCGGUUUCAAAUCCUUAUCUCAUUACAGACAAAUCAUUACAAACAUAAACUUCUGAAGAUCUGCCAAAAAAAAUAAUUGAACUUUGACGUUUAUUUGUCGUUCGAUGACGUUAUUGUGACAAACUCUGUACUACCAAGAUUUCCAGUCACAAAGCUGGCGUCUCAACUGUCACCAUUAAGACGAAAUUCGAACUGUUUUUCACGGUAUUACCCAUUUCAUUGACUGAAAAAGAUUGGACAGAAAGGAAUGCCUUGUUGCAUACCUGUUUUAAAUGUUUACUAUUUUUGAUCUCACUGUGUUUAUAUAGAAUUUGAUCUGAACAUUGCAAAGGUUUCAGUUGCUAAGUGUUUUAGAUGUAAUAGAAGGAGACUAUGACACAAAAAUCCAAUUGCUUAAUGUUAUAUAUACUUUGAUUGAAAACCGUUGAGUUUUUCUCGUAAUUGUUUGUUUUUUCAUGUAUAUUACCACUGUGGUAUAAGGCACUAAUUUAACAUUGAUGCUGUUCUAGUAUUUUUGUUUUUAUGGUAGGCACCAUAUUAAUACUCAUAUCGACCACUUUUGUUUGAUAUUUCUUUAAUUGAAAAAUGUAAAAUGUUGAAAUCUACCAGUGAUCAUUAAAGUUGUAUACAUAUGUAUAUUAUAUAUAUUCAUACAUGCACAUAUUUCCACCAUGAAAACUUAGUUGAGAAAACGAAAUAAAAUCAUU
Molecule: messenger RNA, 2164 nt
Organism: Ruditapes philippinarum (Manila clam)
Lineage: Eukaryota; Metazoa; Mollusca; Bivalvia; Venerida; Veneridae
Exons: 6
Coding region: 153-1430 (425 amino acids)
Molecular function (GO): NADP binding; N,N-dimethylaniline monooxygenase activity; flavin adenine dinucleotide binding
Source: RefSeq, a predicted model, not a curated record